Messenger RNA from Cucurbita maxima (winter squash), 1387 nucleotides. Its product is annotated as protein FAR1-RELATED SEQUENCE 7-like. The record is from RefSeq and is a predicted model, not a curated record. NCBI's taxonomy places the organism in Eukaryota, Viridiplantae, Streptophyta, Magnoliopsida, Cucurbitales, Cucurbitaceae. Bases 389 to 1147 code for a protein of 252 amino acids. The transcript is spliced from 3 exons.
UUCUAUUUUCAAGUCUCUUCACUUAUUAAUUCAUUUGGAUUCUCCAGUUUCUAAACUCAACGAUUCGACAUUUUCGGGGUGAUUUGAUUUUGGGUUCUUUUUCUUUGAUAGUUUAUGGGAUGUGGGGGUGCGUUUAUUGGUGGGAAAUCAUGAAAUUCGGUGCUGUUUGUGUGCUUUUUUUGUUUGGGAGAUCGAGAUAAUGUAGGUCAAAAUUUCAAUGGACGGCCGAGAAUUUCAAUUAUCUGUACCGCGUUUGAGUUUGGUGACUUGGGUCGUGUUUCUUUCCCUUUUGCACUUGAUUUUUGUAUGAUUUCAGGCAUUUGUUGAACUGAUAAACUCAUCAAUCAACAUAAAUUCGUGUCAUGUAUGGCUUCUCAUCCUUGUGUGCAUGGAAGUGGAGUUUGGGGUUGAUGGUGAUAGUGAAGUGGUGGGAAAUUCAACUCUGGUGGAGGAUAGUAAACCACUUGAUGAAAACGAAACAGGUGUAAGUUCGAUCGAAAGGAUUUUCGAUCACGACCGGGAUGAGAAAAUCAUUCAAGAUUCAUCUGGAAGGAAUGCAAUUCUGGAUUCAGUUCCUGGAUUGCCAGUAGUUCAAGGAGAUGAGCCAUAUAUUGGCCAGGAAUUUGAAAAUGAGGCAGCAGCUCAUGCGUUUUAUAAUGCUUAUGCUACUCGUGUUGGUUUUGUGAUUCGUGUUAGCAGGCUCUCGCGAUCGAGACGUGAUGGAACGGCUAUUGGACGUGCACUAGUCUGCAACAAGGAAGGUUACAGAAUGCCGGACAAGCGGGAAAAGAUCGUGAGGCAAAGGGCGGAGACAAGGGUAGGCUGCAGGGCAAUGAUCUUGGUGAGGAAAAUAACUUCUGGGAAAUGGGUUGUCACUAAAUUUGUAAAAGAACAUACUCAUCCUUUGUCACCUGGGAAAAGUCGAAGAGAUUGCAUAUAUGAUCAAUAUCCGAACGAACACGAUAAGAUACGUGAGCUAUCUCAACAGCUUGCAGUUGAGAAAAAGCGAUCUGCGACGUAUAAAAGGCAUCUAGAAGUGAUAUUCGAAUACAUCGAGGAGCAUAAUAAUAACUUGUCGAGAAAGAUCCAACAUAUAGUAGACAAUGUGAAGGAGAUGGAAAACAUAGAACAGCAGAAUCUUAGAUAGUAUUUGGCCAUACUUUUAUACUUGCAAUUUGGGAUUUCAAAAUGGGUUGCUGGAUGGAUGAAGAAAUUGUUAGGUCAGUGGUAUUCAUUGUGAUAUCUUCCAGCAUUUGGUUGCUAAUUCAGUUUCACAAAAAUGGAGUAUUGCUUAUGGUAUUCAUUGCAUGUAAAUCCAUGUUUUGUACAGUAUUCGAACGAUUUUUAUCUUAUUUUGAGACGUUAUUGAUUAGCUCAUCUUUAUGAA